Messenger RNA from Verticillium dahliae VdLs.17, 375 nucleotides. RefSeq lists its product as uncharacterized. The record is from RefSeq and is a predicted model, not a curated record. The coding region runs from base 1 to 375 and encodes 124 amino acids. Lineage: Eukaryota; Fungi; Ascomycota; Sordariomycetes; Glomerellales; Plectosphaerellaceae. The transcript has 2 exons.
AUGUCGAACGACAACGUUGACGCAACUCGGUGGAGUCAUUCAACGGGUGUGCUCGAAGACAAGAACAAGGCUGAAGCAGGCGGCGGCGGCUCGUCUCACUCCUCGUACAGCGGUGUCGAGGAAGAGGGCUCAGUAUGCGUGGGCGGCAAGGCGGCGGAUCUGAGUCUCUUUAUAUCUUCUGGAGUCGAAGCACGCGAGCGAAGACGAAAGGAUCCGACCAGCAAGAAUACCAACUUCGACCUCGACAUAGAGAUGGAUGAUACGGGGAAGGAUGCGACCGGGAGUGGUGACAUGAAGGAGGGCAAUUCAUCCAAGACAUCAUUGCGGAUGGUGUUAAAGAGGGCCAUGUGUCAAAGACGAAAAGAAAUCUGGUAA